Sporothrix brasiliensis 5110 is the source of this 1962-nucleotide messenger RNA. RefSeq lists its product as uncharacterized. The record is from RefSeq and is a predicted model, not a curated record. Bases 1 to 1962 code for a protein of 653 amino acids. The transcript is spliced from 5 exons. NCBI's taxonomy places the organism in Eukaryota, Fungi, Ascomycota, Sordariomycetes, Ophiostomatales, Ophiostomataceae.
AUGACGAGCUCCGAGUCCGUCCCCACGCGCCCCAACUCUGUGCUUCGCGCUUUCCAGUCCCAGGUUAUGAGUCCGACGAGCGACAUCGUCGGACCUUCUCCCGUCACGUCAAACGGCACCGAAACAACAGAGAUCGAAGACGACGAGCCUGCAGAGCCCGGGGAUGAGCCGGCUCGUUUCCAAACACAGGUUGGAAACUCCACGCCUGAGCCGCAGUCACUGAACGACGUGAGAGCUCUUGGAAUAAUGAGUUCUGCGCCCAAUGGCAGUAAUGGUCAACCCUACCACGGUGGUCCUCCGCCAAUUUCGACAGACGUCAAGCCGGUCCGGUAUAGCAUUGAAACGGCCACACCACAGGCCCAAAACUUGGACGAUGUCCUCAGCGACGUUGCGAGGAUGCGUGCCUCGAGUGUUGGCGGCCUUGAGGACAUUCCAGAGCAUCGUGAGACCGAAAAUCAAGAUGAACGACGGUACGAUGACUACGUGACCAGCCCGCACCUCGACGUUGAAGGAGAAGGCGAAAUUGGCGCUCUCCGAGCGGCCCUUGAAGAGUGCUGGACGCUGUGCAACACACUCGCCAACCUCAGCUCUAUCCAUCGUGAACGGGUAUUCAACAGCUCCGGAACCCCCGACGCACACGAAAUGGCAUGGAAAUGCUGCUGGAAAUUGUGUCAGCGACUCUACCAGAGCCGCGACGAGGCCUCGGAUGGCUUCAGUGUCCGUAUAAAUCUGGACCUGUGUCGGGAUUUCUGUCAGGCUUUGUUCGAUGUCCGGCAAAGGCAAGACGAGAUCGGUGACUCGAUCUUGCGAGUCAGUUUUGAACUGAACAACCACCUUUACAGUGCUCAGGACUCUCGGAGCCUGCCCGAACCGUUCAAGGAACGUACCCUGGAUUUCUACAUCACGCUCUGCCACCGCCUCAUGAAGCAGCGCAGCGAACUUGCCGAAGAGACCGACUCUCUUCUCCGUGCAUGCUGGUCUUUGGCUGAAAUGCUGUUCAGCUUACGGCAAAACUCCCGCGAUGGGAAAGCACCAGACGAAGAGCUGCUCGGCUCAGCCGUUCAGGCCUGCUGGGAGCUCUGCGACAUCUUCCGCGAAGGAUGGACCCAGAUUCGCCCAGACCGUGGAACACCACGCCCCAGCCAGAUUACGUUCCAACAGUCAUAUGCCUCGGAUACUGGCAGUGUACACUCGGGAACAACCCGCGUCUCGUCGCUCUCAAAGCGUGACAGCUACCCGGGCCUUCAAGACCGGCCCAACUCUGUUGCUUCCAUGACCUCGACUCGGAAAUCGCGGCAGAGCCAUCCGCCACCAGUUCCGGAGACACCAGUCACCGAGUUUGAAGACACGCCCAUCUCUCCGCAGAGCUCUAGCCCAGUCAUGCCAAACAUCAUGGUUCUUGGAACGAACGGUGACAGCGGAUCCGUGGGUGGUACCAGCGGGCGCGGGCACGGUUCAACCAACGGCAACGGACCCCGGUGGCCGAGCAGCGCGUCUAACCUGUCCGGCUACUCGCAGGGCAGUAACAAGACCAGCAGCACAGCGACGACGGCAACGUCGGCGGAAGACAUCAACAUUGUACGCAUCAAGAUGCUGAUUCUGAAAGCCGCAAUGAACAUCGGCUUUAACCGCGACUCCGCCCUUUCCGACGGUGCGGGCGGCACGAAGUCGCUCCAGUCCUUUGUCAAGAACCUGCCCACCGGCUCCUUUGGCAGUCUUCCUGCACAUGCGACGCUCCUACAGAGCUACAAGAGUCUUGUGCUUGCCGACAACUCGUUCCGGACAACAAACAGCCUACCAGCUCGGGGCCGUCGCGUUACUGCCUCGGAUGCGGCCAAGAGCGUCGGUUGGAUGACCCUGCGCUCCAACCAGUACGGCUUUUUACGAGACCUCUUCCGGUUGGUGUUCAGCUUUCCGCUUGAAGAAGCCGACAGUCGCAAGAACUCGAGCAUCUCUGUCUAG